Molecule: messenger RNA, 1590 nt
Organism: Lathyrus oleraceus (garden pea)
Lineage: Eukaryota; Viridiplantae; Streptophyta; Magnoliopsida; Fabales; Fabaceae
Product: RNA pseudouridine synthase 1
Exons: 1
Coding region: 387-1469 (360 amino acids)
Biological process (GO): enzyme-directed rRNA pseudouridine synthesis
Molecular function (GO): pseudouridine synthase activity; RNA binding
Source: RefSeq, a predicted model, not a curated record
UAUUAAGAAUGCAAUCAUGUAUAAUGGUGGUGUCUUUAAUUUUGAGGGGAUUAUCUUUUGUCUAUUAAAUUCUUAUCUUGGAAGUGGUAUGUUUUAGAUUGCAAAAGUCAUUUUAAAAAUGAUUUUUUAAACUGGUUUAACUGUCCUCUAAGCUGUAUUGGUAGAUAAUUAAGGAGUUUUUCGCUAUUAAUGUAAGGGUUAGAGUAUCCCUUAUACUCUUUCAUGAAAUGAUCAUUGCUUAUAAAAAGAAAAAUUAAAGAAGGUAAGAUUUGUAAUUUUGUAAAGACAAAAGGAGGUAGGGUGGGGUGAAAAUGAUGUUUUCAAGGUGUAGUUAGCAAGCCACGAACUAGCACUAAAGGAAUAAAUAAACUUGGCCCACUCAGGCCAUGCUGAAGCAGGCGAUGUGGGUGGGAUCCGGAUCCGGAUGCUAUAUCCACCACCACCACUACCACCAUUUCAGAAACCCGUGCAACCUGCCACCCAGCUCAACCUCACCCGCCGCCGUAGCCAUGUCAGCGUCUCCCCAAAGCAAACAAUCUCAUAUUUCCGUAAAUACCCCUAUAAUCGCCGAGAGUUACCCUAUACCAUUAUCCCCUCCACUUCCCGCAAUCUCAAAACAAAUCGAACUAAACAGAGCCACAAUCGCUUCUUCAAACUCAGACCUCUUCUCCCUCUCUAAAACCCACACCAUCUACGAAGACGAAUGGCUCCUCGCAGUCAACAAACCCCAAGGAAUCUACUGCGACAGCGUUCUCUCCUCCCUUCAAUCACAAAAAACCGCACCGCCGGAGCUUCAUCUCGCUAAUCGACUCGACCGCGACACAAGCGGCGUUAUGCUUAUAACAAAAUCACACAAGGUAGCUUCAAAUCUCGUCAAAGCCUUCACCGAUCACAAAGUCAAGAAAACCUACAUCGCUCUCUGCACCGGCGUUGCACCUGAUUGGGAAACAAUAACCGUCAGAUCCGGUCACGGUAGGUCAAAAUUCGGCGCGUGGAGAGUUUACGCUUUUUCCGACGCCGGUCGCGGGUUACCGGGUGGAUCGGGUGUACGUGAAAUGGAAACUUCUUUCGAGGUUUUAUCCAUUAACGGAAAAGGGAGUUUCAGGGAGGUUUGUGAAUCGGAGUUUGAAGGGAGUAGUGUGGUUGUCGUUGAAGAAAAGGGGGUGAAAAUGGACGGUGGUGAUGGGAAUGAGAUAGUGGUGAGGGCUUAUCCUCGGAGUGGAAGAACGCAUCAGAUUCGGUUGCAUUGUCAAUAUUUAGGGAUUUCAAUAAUUGGAGACGUGAAAUAUGAAGGUGCUUAUGAAUGGAAAGGUAGGGUUCAUGAUGGUCAUCACCUUCAUGCUGAAACGCUGUCAUUCGAUCAUCCUGUUACUGGUAUUCGUGUUAUGCUGCGUGCACCACUUCCUCAAUGGGUGAACCAGGCGUUUGCAAAUAGUACUAACAUAGACUCUGUACACGAGAAAAGCUAGUUGCAGAUUGUUCAUAUAUGUACUAGUAUGUCAUGGAUGAUUUUAAGGUUCUUGUUGUCUGUGUUUGUGUCAAGAAUAGCUCUGUCUCUGUUUAAAAUGUUUUAGCUAAGAGUUCAUUGAA